CAGAGAGAGAGGCUCUGGAAGAGGGAUGCAGCCAGCGGACACUGCCGCCUCAAACUGCCGCGGUAACGGAACCUACCGGCACCCCGGUGACAGGACCGGGACCAGUGUAGCCAGCCUUGAUAAGUAAGGAGUCAUCUGGCUGUGGGGAGAGGUGGAGGAGGGCUGGAAGGACACAGGGAGGAGGAGGAGGAGAAGGAGGAGGGGGCUCUGCUUUUGGGGUUACCACCACCAGGUUGCGCACAACGGAGAGUCCAAGCAAAGUUUCCUCGAUGGCGCUGGUGAUGGAGCCGGUGAGCAAAUGGAGUACGAACCAGGUGGUGGAGUGGAUGAAAGGUCUGGAUGACUGUUUGCAGCAAUACGUGGGCGUUUUUGAGCGGGCAGGUGUGACAGGAGAGCGACUGCUGAGGAUCAGCCAUGCCGAACUGGAGGAGCUUGGAGUGUCUCGGAUCGGACACCAGGAACUCAUCCUGGAGGCAGUCGACCUUCUCUGUGCUCUGAAUUCUGGUCUGGAGACGGAGAGCGUCAGAACUCUGGCUCACAAGCUUGGAGCUUCAGCCAAGAACCUACAGAACUUCAUCUCCAGCCGCCGGCGGAGCAGCCAGUUGGAGAGCAGGAGCUCACGGCGUCUCCCCAAUGAUCUGCUGACCUCUGUGGUUGACCUCAUCACCGCUGCCAAGAGCCUGCUGGCAUGGCUGGACAGGUCUCCCUUUGCUACUGUGGCAGACUACUCUGUUACCCGAAAUAAUGUCAUUCAGCUCUGCCUGGAGCUCACCACUAUCGUACAGCAGGACUGUACGGUGUUUGAGACGGAGAACAAAAUCCUUCAUGUGUGUAAGACUCUGUCUGAAGUGUGCGAGCACAUCGUAUGCGUGUCAUCGGACCCACUGGUUUCCCAGUCUGCCCACCUUGAGCUGGUCCACCUCACAAACACCAAACCCUCUGAAGGCCUGGGGAUGUACAUCAAGUCUACCUACGAUGGUCUCCAUGUGAUCACAGGAACGACUGAAGGGUCUCCGGCUGACCGAUGUAAGAAGAUCCACGCAGGAGAUGAAGUCAUUCAAGUUAAUCACCAGACUGUGGUGGGCUGGCAGUUACGCAACCUGGUCGGCUCGCUGAGGGCCGAUAAAGGCACCGUGUCCCUGACCCUGAAGAAACGUCCCCAGAGCACGCUUAGCUCCGCCCCUGCGCUACUGAAGAACAUGCGCUGGAAACCCCUUGCUCUGCAGCCAACCAGAAGUCCAGGCAGUGGCUCAGCCACACCCUCAGGCACGCCCACCAAGAGCUCGGCUCUACAGGAACUCUACAUCCCACCUCCACCUGCUGAGCCCUACACACCCAGAGAUGAGACAGGAGCCUUGUCUGGAGAUGAAGCAUCCCGUAACCGUGGUGGCAUCAGUGCUGCCAAACGCUCUGAAUCACCAAACUCCUUCCUGGAUCAAGAGUCUCGCCGGCGAGAAGAGGAGGAGCCAGUGUACUGCACCACGCCCACAUAUGGCAGGCUGAGGCCCAUCUCCAUGCCUGUGGAGUGCAACUGGGUGGGCGACUACGAAGACCCAGCCAAGCUGAACAGAGAAACCCGCAGAGAUGCAUCAUUGUUACGUUACGUAGGCUUGUCCACUGGGGACGAGCGUACCAUCUCUGAGGACUACUCUUCACACACGGCUCGGCCAAAUAAGCGAACCAAUGACACUGCGAAGCGUGCUAAAAGGCGGAGCCACCACAGCCAAAGCCCCUCCCACUAUCUUCUUCAGACAAAUCAGAGGGAGUCUCCUCCCAGAGAGCAAACCUCUAUGUAUCAUACAUACCAGCAGUCAUCCUCUUUGCAGGCGAAGAACAGGAAGAAGAAUAAAGGACGGGGUCUGGCCUCGCUGAGUCGGAGGCGAGUUUCCUGCAAGGCGCUGGGCAGAGGAGACUGUGAGGGCUGGCUGUGGAGAAAGAGGGAUGCCAAGGGUUACUUCUCCCAGAAAUGGAAGAAGUACUGGUUUGUGCUGAAGGACAACUGCUUGUACUGGUACAUCAAUGAGGAGGAUGAAAAGGCAGAGGGUUUUGUCAGUCUUCCAGAGUUUAAGAUUGACCGUGCAAGUGAAUGUCGAAAGAAGUAUGCUUUCAAAGCGUGCCACCCCAAGGUCAAGAGUUUCUACUUUGCAGCAGAUGGAGUGGACGACAUGAACAGAUGGCUGAGUCGCCUCAACAUGGCAGCUGUGGGCUACGCAGAGCGGGAGAGGAUGCGCCAGGAGCAGGAUUACUGGAGUGAGAGCGAUCAUGAGGAGGACACCACUUCCAGCCCCAAACAGGACAGCCCCCCACCUCCAUAUGAUACCUACCCACGGCCUCCAUCAAUGAGCGCUUAUUUGGAAGGCCGGACCACUCGCCUGUCUUCCACAGAGACGUCACGCUCUCGAUCUUCUCAGGAGGACUUUUUGUGUAGUGAGCCCCCUGUGACCGCUGCAGAGCCACAGUACCAUCCAGGCCCUCUGGGGGGAGGCACCACACACAGCGGGAGGAAGCCGCUGGGCAGCAGCAGCAGCGAUGUGCCAUACAGAUGUGAUCCUGUGGAGUACCGCUCCAGUCCGGCAGGGGGCAGCAGUGAGACUGGCUCCCCAGGUCGUUCUUCAUCCUCGCAGAGACGGUCAUGGCAGGAUCUGAUUGAGACUCCGCUGACUGAAGCCGGAUUGCAUUACCUGCAAACUGGACCACUUGAGGAUGCCGUCUUUGCAGAGCCUGGCCUCGGAGGCAGUUCAAUGAUGGCUGGAGCGGUUUACACUCUUCCUCCUCAGAGGAACGUCCCUUUGCCAGUGGCGAUGCAGAGGCUGAUCCCCAUGGCAACCCAGGGAGGAAAACCCCGCAGCUUCACGCUGCCGCGAGACAGCAACCUGCACACACUGCUGGCACCGCCUAUGAAGGAAGAGCAGCAAACACAUAAUUGUGGCAGUGAGGGAGCAUCCCUGGGUGACCUGUUUCGUGCGUGCGAGCAGGGCGGAGUCUGUCCUUUAGGGCGGGGAUCAGAGGCCAAAGGCCAAACAGAAUUCAGGCAGUCCUUCCUCCGACGGGCUGCAGAUCCUCAGCUCAAUGAACGUCUGCACCGUCUCCGUAUACUGACCUCCACGCUAAAGGACAGGGAGGGGGAGCUAGCGCUGAUUGACAGGCUGCUGGCCAAUCCCCAGCUGUCGUCGGCAGAGUUCCAGGAGUGGAAGAGAGCCUAUCAGGAGCUGUUCACUCAGGAGCAGAACUCAGCUGCCGAACCAGAACCAGAACCCGAACCCGCUGACCCGGGGCCGCCCCUCACCCCCUCACUGUCCCACACACACUCCUACAUCGAGACACAUGUCUGACCUGUUUAAAAAGAACACUGAAAGCGUGUGGUUCUGAGUAAGGAUGCUGAUUAAUCAGGAGAAAGCGUCACGGGGCAUCAGAGUCGUGUUUUCUGCCGCCUCAGCGUAAUAAGUUCACCAUGACAGAUUACUGAGGAGCGCCUCAUGUCACUUGAGUCAACGAUCUGUCGGGUCAAGCCACUCCAGCUGAUGGCAGGCAUGAAGAUAUGCUAAUUCUUGAGUAUUACUAGUUAGCUUUUGUGCUCUGUACCUGAAAUACUCUCCUUGGAAAUGCCAUUCAAAGAACUCAUUAUUUUAUGUGGAUGAUUUUUUUUUUCAUCAUCUCCAUAAAAGGUAUAAAUCACAGAAUGUAUCUUUACUCAUCCUGCUUGUUGUGCCAUGUUUACACUGAACGCAAAGUGUCUCAUAGCCAGUAAGUUGACAGGCUUUUUACUCCAUGAAGCCUUAUACUUGAUAAUAUUGAUAUUGACUGUAUAGUGAGUGU
Cyprinodon variegatus (sheepshead minnow) is the source of this 3816-nucleotide messenger RNA. It is a transcript of the gene cnksr2a, whose product is annotated as connector enhancer of kinase suppressor of Ras 2. Gene Ontology annotation, cellular component: membrane; cytoplasm. The record is from RefSeq and is a predicted model, not a curated record. The transcript is spliced from 24 exons. NCBI's taxonomy places the organism in Eukaryota, Metazoa, Chordata, Actinopteri, Cyprinodontiformes, Cyprinodontidae. Gene Ontology annotation, molecular function: protein binding. Bases 270 to 3332 code for a protein of 1020 amino acids. Gene Ontology annotation, biological process: regulation of signal transduction.